Molecule: messenger RNA, 2586 nt
Organism: Brenthis ino (lesser marbled fritillary)
Lineage: Eukaryota; Metazoa; Arthropoda; Insecta; Lepidoptera; Nymphalidae
Source: the annotation of a GenBank genome assembly
AUGGAUGAUCAUAGAAGCGUUGAAGACACUCCUGUGUCUCAAAGGCUUACAAAUGAUGAUUUUAGGAAGUUACUUAUGACACCACGAGCGACUGCAUCUGGAGGGACUCAUCCUGCUGGCUCUGUAAGGGAGGCUAUGGCUAAUGCGGGGUCUAUGCCACCUCCUCAAGAAAACAAAGGUGAGCUGCGACGUAAGAAGAAGUCUUAUUAUGCUGCUUUAAAGAAGCAAGAAGACAAUAAACUUGCUGAACUGGCAGAAAAAUAUAGGGAUAGAGCUCGGGAGAGACGAGAUGGAGUCAAUGAUCUGACUUCUGAUCCAACUAGCAAUGCAAGCAGUGCUUAUAGGGCUGUAGCUCCAGAUAUUAAAUCAGGAAUGGACGCUAAAGAAAGAAGGAGACAAAUGAUACAGCGAAAGGCAUUGUCAUUUCAAGAAAAAAUUGAGAUAUUGAAAGUUUUUGAUGAAAAAUCACAAACAACAAAUCAAACUCAGUUAGCUGCUGAGCUUCAGUUACCAGUUUCUACGUUACGUACCAUUUUAAAAAAUAGAGUAGAAAUCAAAGAAAAAUACAGAUUGGGUGGUGUGCAGAGAAAAAAGCAAAAGAUCGGAAAGUUUGAUAAAUUAGAAAAAGUUUUAGUGGAAUGGCUUCAUCAAGCACGAGCUUUAAAACUGCCCAUAAGUGGCCACAUAAUAUGUGAGAAAGCGCGUAAAAUUGCUGAAAGCUUGCACAUUACUGAUUUUAACGCUUCAAAUGGCUGGAUAGAUCGUUUUAAAAAUCGCAACGGCAUUGUGUACCGUCAAAUUAGUGGGGAAUCGGAGACAGUGGCACAACAAGAUGUUGAUACAUGGAUGGCAACACUUCCCGAAUUGUUGCAAAAUUACGAACCGCGAGACAUUUUUAACGCAGAUGAAUUCGGUUUAUUUUUUAAAUUGAUGCCAAAUAAAUCUUAUGUUUUUAAGGGAGAAACUUGUCAUGGUGGUAAAGCAAAUAAAGAGAGACUGACUGUUCUGGCCUGUGCCAAUUCUGAUGGGUCAGAAAAGUUACGUUUGCUAGUGAUUGGUAAGGCGAAAAAUCCACGUUGUUUCAAAAACGUAAGAUCGCUCCCUGUAACAUAUGAUGCACAAUCUCGAGCUUGGAUGACCGGCAUUCGUUUCAUCGACUGGUUAAAAGCUGUAGACAAUCACUUCCAGAUUAAAUGUAGACGCAUAAUUCUAUUCAUUGACAACUGCCCCGCUCACCCUAAAGGUGUUGAAUUAAAGAAUAUCAAGCUUGUUUACUUACCACCAAAUGCGACAAGCAAAUUACAACCAAUGGAUCAGGGAAUUAUAAAGGUCCUUAAGCAAGGUUACAGGACAAGACUAAUACAUCGCUAUCUUCGAGAAAUGGAAGACCCUGAUAGCAAACGACCCUUAACUGUGCAUGAUGCGAUUUUGAACAUUGCAGCGGCAUGGGAAGCAAUUAAGCCUGAAACCAUUCAAAUUGUUUCAAGAAAGCAGGAAUCAAAGUAUCUUGGCGGUGACAUGGAACACACUCACUUGGUGAAGGGCCUUGAUUAUGCCUUAUUACAAAAGGUUCGUUCAGAAAUACAAACUCGUGAGCAAGAACAAGAAGCAGAAAUGGAACGGCUAGUGUCUGCACCUGUAGAAGUUGUCAAGGAGAAAAAGGAAAUUGUUCCAGUGGAAGAAGAAAUGCAAUUCCAAAUUCCAAUGGCCAGAAAUAUUUAUAAUUUAGUUUUGGAGCAGAAGGCAAAGAAAGUAUUACGCAAUGAAUUGUUCGCGCCCGGCCGUAUGGCGUACGUAGUGGAGUUAGACGAAGAAGGCACCAUAGACAGCGACAUACCAACGACUCUCACUAGGAGCAAGGCGGAUGUGCCGGAAGCAGAUGAGAGGAGUUCCGCUUCCGCCGCAAACGAUGUCGUGUUGGAUAAACUGGCUCAAAUAUUCUCUUAUCUGCGUCAUGGCAGACACAGGAAACUUAAAAAGACUAAGGAUAAAAAUACAGAAAAAGGUAGAAACGAGGAUUCUAUAUAUGGGGACAUUGGUGACUACGUUGCGAGCGACAAACGGGGUGACCGCCGCGACGAGCGCCCUCGCACCGGGUACUUCGACAAGCCUAUAGAGACUGAGAAGGAGGAGGGUCCCGGUCCCCUGCCUCGUCGCCAGGCGCCUGCGAAUCCCGAGGAGCGGGAUAAGCGCUCUGCAGCGCUCCUGUCCCGUCUGGCCGCGGAGCCCGAGGGAUACGCAGAGUGCUACCCGGGAUUACGGGAAAUGGACGACGCCAUAGACGACUCGGACGAUGAAGUGGACUACACCAAAAUGGAUGCCGGCAAUAAAAAAGGACCUAUAGGUCGUUGGGACUUUGACACCCAAGAAGAGUACUCGGCGUACAUGAGCAGUAAAGAGGCGUUGCCCAAGGCUGCUUUCCAAUAUGGCGUGAAGACGCAGGACGGCCGAAAGACCAGGAAGACCAAAGAUAAAAGUGAGAAGGCCGAGUUGGACCGGGAGUGGCAACAGAUACAAAAUAUAAUACAAAAGCGUAAAGCACCGCAGUAUACAGGGGACGAGACUAACUUCAAGACACCCAGAUAC